CAUUGACAAGAAAGAGAAAAGAGAAAACAAACAGAAAAAAGUGACCAUUGGCAGCCUGUAUUUCCAUCAUUAUUUUUGCUUAAUACCAAACAACACAAAUUAAAAUUAAUUCUCUUUUCCCCUUUUUCCUCUUCAAGAACCCUAAAAACCAUCCCAAAUCGAAUUUUCCCCUCUUUGGGUUUUGUUCCUUGUCAAAAAAACCCCAUAAAAUCUCAAUCUUUCCAUCUUUAGAACCCUCAGUUUUCGAUUUCAGUUUUUUUGGUGUAAAAUGGGAUGAAUUCUGUGAAUUUUUGAGUUUUGGGGAGUUGGGUGUUUGUAAUUUGAUUUGCCGGUGAAGAAUUUGUUUGGGUUCUAACCGGCGGUGAAGGAAAAAGAAGAGAAAAAAGGGGAUAACGAUUGCUCAAAAAAUGGCGAAUUUGGACUUACAAAUGAACCCACAAAUGGAACAGAUCCAUGGAGAGAUUCGGGAUAAUUUCCGAGCUCUAGCAAAUGGAUUUCAAAAGCUGGAUAAGAUCAAAGAUUCCAAUAGACAGAGUAAACAGUUGGAAGAACUUACUGGAAAGAUGAGAGAGUGUAAAAGGUUAGUUAAAGAGUUUGAUCGUGAGAUUAAAGAUGAGGAGAGUAAAAGUCCUCCUGAGGUCAACAAACAACUCAAUGAUGAGAAGCAAUCAAUGAUCAAAGAGCUAAACUCAUAUGUGGCCUUGAGAAAAACGUAUAUGAGCAGUCUUGGCAAUAAGAGGGUUGAACUAUUUGAUAUGGGAGCAGGUGGAAGUGAUCCAACAGCGGAGGAAAACGCUCAGAUGGCAUCAGAAAUGUCAAAUCAGGAGCUCAUCAGUGCUGGAAAUAAGACAAUGGAUGAAACUGAUCAAGCCAUUGAACGCUCCAAACAGGUUGUUCACCAAACAAUUGAAGUGGGAACACAAACUGCUUCUACCUUGAAAGGCCAAACUGAUCAAAUGGGUCGUGUUGUCAACGAGCUUGACACAAUUCACUUCUCCAUUAAAAAAGCUUCCCAGCUUGUCAAGGAAAUUGGACGGCAGGUUGCCACGGAUAAAUGCAUCAUGCUUUUCCUCUUCCUCAUUGUCUGUGGUGUAGUUGCCAUAAUUGUUGUGAAGAUUGUGAAUCCUCACAACAAGGAUAUAAGGGAUAUCCCCGGACUGGCACCUCCUGCACCUGCAAGGAGAUUGCUAUAUCUAAGGCCUGGACAAGAUUUCAUGUAAAUCUUAAAGGACGGAUCCAUCCAAUUUUCUAUAUGGUACCACUGUAAAGAAGUAUCAGAGGAAUGCUAUUCGUGGAGAGCUGCUCGUUUACUGUGAUCCCCUGUCUAAGUUGUGCAUACCGUAUUUGCUCUGUUGUGCAUUUCUUUUUUCCUUUCCAUUCCAUUCCAUUCCAUUUUCGAUUAUGUAAAUCUUACACAAUAUUUGUCUUGUAUUCGCCUUUUUCUUGCAUUUUAUGGUGCAUUGGAUUCAUUCUGUAACCUCUUGGAGUGUUAGAAGAGUUGCAAGCAGACAAAGAGAACACCAAUAUACUACUCAUAUGCUAUUUCUUUUCUCUUCAUGUAUGUAUGUCCAACAAUGGCGUUUUGAUGUCGAAUUAGACAACUAUGUGAACGAGUUACGAUUAUUUACUUAUCUUUGAAAUGUUAAA
Solanum tuberosum (potato) is the source of this 1647-nucleotide messenger RNA. Its product is annotated as novel plant SNARE 13-like. The transcript is spliced from 10 exons. Gene Ontology annotation, cellular component: SNARE complex; late endosome membrane; ER to Golgi transport vesicle membrane. Gene Ontology annotation, molecular function: SNAP receptor activity; SNARE binding. NCBI's taxonomy places the organism in Eukaryota, Viridiplantae, Streptophyta, Magnoliopsida, Solanales, Solanaceae. Gene Ontology annotation, biological process: vesicle fusion. The record is from RefSeq and is a predicted model, not a curated record. Bases 408 to 1220 code for a protein of 270 amino acids.